AUGGCAUCUUUAACUGUAGCAAACACCAGUUUCUCCCUCAACCUGUUCAAGAAGAUCAGAGAGAACAAUAAGACAGGCAAUGUGUUCUAUUCUCCUCUGAGUAUCUCCUCAGCAUUGACCAUGGUCUAUCUGGGUGCUGAGGGAAACACUGCAGCUCAGAUGUCUGAGGUGAGUUUGCACAGCUUCUCUGUACACAAAGCUGAGGAGGUUAUUCAUAUGGGCUUCAGCAGUCUCUUUAGUGAGCUGAACAAAGAGGGAGUCCCAUAUUCUCUGAGCCUGGCCAACCGCCUGUAUGGAGAGCAGUCCUUCCAAUUUGUUGAGAAAUUCCUUAACGACACCCAAAAAUAUUAUGGGGCUGAACUGGAUGCUGUGGACUUCAGAUCAAACCCAGAGGCUGUCCGUAAGAACAUAAACGACUGGGUGGAGAAACAGACACAAGACAAAAUCAAGGACCUGUUGGCUGAAGGAAUUGUAUCUUCACAGACAAUACUUGUCUUGGUUAAUGCCAUCUACUUCAAGGGCUUCUGGAAGAGAAAGUUUGCAGAGAGUGACACUAUACAAGUUCCAUUUCAGCUGAAUAAGAAUGAGACAAAACCAGUGCAAAUGAUGUUUCAGACAGACCAGUUUAAUAUGGCCACUGUCCCUGAGGUCAACACUCAGAUUCUAGAACUUCCUUACAGAGGAAAGGACCUUAGCAUGCUCAUCAUGCUCCCAAAUGGGAUAGAUGAUGACACCACAGGUCUUGAGAGGCUGGAGAAGGAACUCUUCUAUGACAAUUUUGUUGAAUGGACAAGACCAGAUAAGAUGAAUCCUGUGGUGGUAGAAGUUGGCCUGCCCAGGUUCAGGAUGGAGGAGACCUAUGACCUGAAAGAUCUCCUGAUCAGCAUGGGCAUGGUGGAUGCCUUUAACCAAGCUGACUUCUCAGGAAUGUCACCCAACAAAGAUCUGGUGCUGUCCAAGGUGGUGCACAAGUCCUUUGUGGAGGUGAAUGAGGAGGGCACAGAGGCAGCUGGGGCGACCAGUGCAGUUGUGAAUGUUCUUAGUGCCAGGCCCGUUUUCAUUGCGGAUCACCCUUUCCUCUUUUUCAUCCGACACAACCCCACUCAGAGCAUCCUUUUCUGUGGCCGCUACAGCUCUCCUUAA
This is a messenger RNA of Chanos chanos (milkfish), 1143 nucleotides long. Its product is annotated as leukocyte elastase inhibitor-like. Gene Ontology annotation, molecular function: serine-type endopeptidase inhibitor activity. Gene Ontology annotation, biological process: negative regulation of endopeptidase activity. The coding region runs from base 1 to 1143 and encodes 380 amino acids. The transcript has 6 exons. Lineage: Eukaryota; Metazoa; Chordata; Actinopteri; Gonorynchiformes; Chanidae. The record is from RefSeq and is a predicted model, not a curated record.